AUGCUUACCUGUUUUGCUGCUGCAUCCGAAAAAAGGCAUGAGGAAACAAAAGCAACAAUUAGAGAGCAAAAAACUAUGAUGAGGGAACAACAAACUCUACUCAGAAAUCAACAAGCUUCCAUUUUGAGCAUUGAAAAACAACUUGGGCAACUAGCUAAGCAAAUGAAUGAAAGAUCACUAGGAGGACUUCCAGGAAAUACUGAACAAAAUCUGAAGGGAGAUCACAUCCAAACUGUAACGACAAGAAGUGGGGAAAUCAUUACAUAUCUGACUCCUAUUAACAAAAACAACUCGGAUGUGGAGCAGGAAGUUCGAGAAGAAAGACAAAGAAAAGAAACUGAGCAGUCACUACGACGUGGUUCUGAUGCCACGAUGUGGCAAGAUUCUGAAAAGAAACAUUCUGAACCCGUUAAGCCAUACUACCCACCAUUGCCCUUCCCAAGUAGAGCAAUCCAAGAAAAGAACGCAGAAGACCACCAAAAGUUCUUAGAUCAUAUCAAGUCCCUUGAAAUCAAUAUUCCAUUCCUUGAAGCCUUGGAUGAAAUGCCAAAAUAUGCUAAGUUUCUCAAAGACAUGUUAACAAACCGCAAGAAAAUGGAGGGAUUAUCUAAGGUGAUACUGAAUGAAACUUGCUCCGCUGCAAUGCUAAACAUGCUACCAAAGAAGAUGGGUGAUCCAGGAAGCAUAACUUUACCGUGCCAAUUAGGGAACAUAACCACUAGUCAUGCUCUAGUCGACUUGGGAGCAAGUGUUAAUUUGAUGCCUUAUUUGUUUUUCAAAAAGCUUGAUCUCCCUAAACCAAGACCGGUCCGAAUGGUCAUCCAUUUAGCUAACAAGACUAUGACCUUUCCAAGAGAUUUUAUUGUAUUAGACAUGGAGGAAGAUGAACAAGUCCCAAUCAUCCUUGGAAGGAUAAAUGAUGACAUGGCUUUUUCAAUUGAUGAUGUACUUGAAAAAGAGCUAAGAGGGUGGAAAGAAAAAGAGACCGAGGGAUAUAUGGUGCUAGGAGACGGUGAUUUUGAUGCCGAAAUUGAUAUAAAAGAAUUGGUGAAAUUAUUGGAAGAAAGUGAGUACUGUGAAGUGAAGAAAGAGGCAGAAGAAGCAACAUGA
This is a messenger RNA of Lactuca sativa (garden lettuce), 1110 nucleotides long. NCBI's taxonomy places the organism in Eukaryota, Viridiplantae, Streptophyta, Magnoliopsida, Asterales, Asteraceae. The record is from RefSeq and is a predicted model, not a curated record.